Molecule: messenger RNA, 2132 nt
Organism: Rubroshorea leprosula
Lineage: Eukaryota; Viridiplantae; Streptophyta; Magnoliopsida; Malvales; Dipterocarpaceae
Source: the annotation of a GenBank genome assembly
AACUUCGGCAUUCAUUUUCUUCUUCUUUCAAAUCCCCCCCCCCCCCUCUCUAAACCCUAAACCAAUGCCUCCGCCACCCUCCGACCUCCGCCCUGUGGAUCCCAGGGUCUGGCGUGCCUGCGCCGGCUCCUCAGUUCAAAUCCCCGCCCUUCAUUCAAGGGUUUACUAUUUCCCCCAGGGUCACAUUCAGCAUUCAUGCCACUCCGCUCCCCUCCUCUCCCCUCUCGCCUACUCCAAACCUCUCAUCCCCUGCGUCGUCUCUGCCGUUCAUUUCCUUGCCGAUCCUGUUACCGAUGAAGUGUUUGCUAGGCUCUUCCUCCUCCCCGUCCUUGAACCUUCCAGAGCCCCUAACCAAUUUUUUGUGCGGAGAAGUGCGAAUACUUGGGAUGAUGAUGAUGAUGGUGAUAAUUGCAGGAUUCUUUCCUUCGCCAAGAUUCUCACGCCAUCCGAUGCUAACAAUGGUGGCGGUUUCUCUGUCCCCCGGUUCUGUGCGGACUCCAUCUUCCCGCCCCUCGACUACCAAGCUGAUCCGCCUGUCCAGACGCUCUCCGCCACCGACGUUCACGGCGCUGUCUUUGAGUUCCGCCACAUCUACCGGGGCACGCCGCGUCGUCACCUUCUUACUACUGGCUGGAGCAAGUUCGUCAACAAUAAGAAGCUCAUUGCUGGUGACUCUGUCGUGUUCAUGAAGGAUUCAACCAACGGCCAGAUGUUCAUUGGAGUUAGACGCUCAGUGAAGGUGGCGACUGGCGGUGAUUAUGCUAGGUGGCGUGAGCCAAUUUCCGGGGAAGGAAUUGAGGUGGAAGGGAGUGUUGAGGAUUUUUCCAAGGGAGGAAGGGGAAGGUUGACGUCGGAGGCAGUGGUAGAGUCGGUGGAGAGGGCUGCUAUGGGGCUGCCAUUCGAGGUUGUGUACUAUCCGAGAGCUGGGUGGACGGAUUUUGUAGUGAGGGCGGAGGCAGUGGAGACUGCACUCAGCAUUUCGUGGGUGGGAGGAAUGAGGGUGAAGAUGGCAGUGGAGACUGAAGAUUCCUCACGGUUGUCAUGGUUCCAGGGAACGGUUGAUUCUGCUGCACCAGAACACGGAUGCUGGGGUGCCUCUCCUUGGCAAAUACUUCAGGUUAUAUGGGAUGAACCUGAAGUUCUGCAGAAUGCAAAGAGAGUGAGUCCAUGGCAAGUUGAAUUUCUUGCCCCCUCACCACUUCAUACAGCAUAUCCCCCAGCAAAGAAAUUAAAAUUUCCUGAGAAUUCUGGCCUGACAGAUGGAGAAGGAGAUAUCAUCUUUCCAAUGAGUGGAAUAACUAAUUCAACAAUGGGUCAGAUAAAUUCAUCACUGUUGAAUUACUAUUUUCCUGCUGGCAUGCAGGGAGCCAGGCACGACCAUUCUAGGUUACUUAGUUUAAGCAACUUUGUAACUCAAAGUAACCCUAUAACAUGCAACAAUAAUCUUUCUCGAGAUUGUCUGGUGCCAAAGUUGAAAAGGGUGUCCACUGAACUCAACAUUGGCAGCACUCAUUCUGACAACUUAUCGCCUGAUAGCCAGAGUAGUGUGCAUUCUUUUAGCACAGAACUUGUUGAAAACAAGAGAUGCAACUCAACCAAAGUUGGUAUCAGUUCACUUCAGCUGUUUGGUAAGAUCAUUUAUAUGAAGGAGCCCAUUGAUAGUGGUUCUGAUGAUGUUGGUUCCCUGGAAAGCAAUGAAACUGAAGUUGUACGCAGUGAGGUAGAUCUUCCCUCAGAAUUUUGCUAGAGGUGCUCAAUGUUGCAUGGAAGAACCUCAGAUGUUCAGUUUUCCUCUUAAACAAUUGCAAUGUGUCUGUGUCAUGCAGAUGAGUAGCUGUACAGGUACUUAGGCUUGCAAGAUGCUGAACACCUUAUGUCACCUUUUAGUUAGAAACUUCUAUGAUGAUUUUAGUUUCGGUGUUGGAAACUCAGACGUUUAUAGAAUUAGUUAGAGUCAUCACCAAAUUCUAAGUGAUCAUCUAUAUAUGUAUAGUUUCAUAACUACUUUUUUUAAUGUUUUAGAUGGCAAUUCUGGAUGAUUGUGGGAAAAUUAUAUGGCAUCUUAUUUUAGUUUAUUCCUUACUUUUUGAUAUAUAAAAUGAUGGGUUAUAUAAUAAAAGAUAAUUCUCUCA